AUGCAUCUGUGGCAGGCCACGGCUCCUUUCUGCCUGCUGGCAGCAGCAGCUCUUCCCGCUGCCGCCGCAUCAUCCUGGGGUUUUACUGAUGCCACCGUGGCAGUUCAACCUAAGGGUGCUGGUGUUAAUGGGGGUUUCAAGGAAACCUUAUCUGUUUCUAAACCACUGUCUAAACCCGUUUCCCUCGCCGGUGCCGAUACAUUGCGCGUCACUUUGACCACGCAGGAAGGAAGCUCUGCGAAACGCCCGCACCAAGCUUUCCUCCUUUUGAAGGACUCGGAGACUGGCCUUGAUAUCUCUUAUCCAUUCACAGUCAAGGAGAACGGAAAAUCCCGCGUGGAAUUGACCCAGAAGGAACUUCCCAUCCAAUUCCUUUCCGUUUCUGAGCCCAUUGACGCUCGCGUCGUCAUUGGUUCUUUUGGUAGCUCUGACGCAUACGAUAGCUCCAUCUUCCCUCUGUCGAUUGAGCGUGACCCCGACCACCCGAUCCCCACCUUCGAGGCCGCAAGAUAUGGCAAGCUCCCGGAGAUCCACCACGUCUUCAAGGAUGCUGCCACAAGCCCACCUGUCAUCAUUACUCUGGCAUUCGUGGCCCUGGUUGGCGCGGCUCUUCCCGUCUUAGCCGGAUUGUGGCUCUUCCUCGGUGCCAACGUUUCCCACCUUCCAACCGCUUUCAAAACAGCGCCUCUUCCCCACGCCAUCUUCCUGGGCUCUCUGUUUGCUUUCGAGGGGAUCUUUUUCCUGUACUAUACCUCAUGGAACUUGUUCCAGACCCUGCCUGCUGCCGCCAUUGUCGGUGCGAUCGCAUUCGUGAGUGGUAGCCGUGCGCUGGGUGAGGUUCAAGGCCGUCGCCUCGCUGGUCUUCGUUGA
Messenger RNA from Penicillium angulare, 870 nucleotides. RefSeq names its product putative oligosaccharyltransferase subunit ribophorin II. Gene Ontology annotation, biological process: protein N-linked glycosylation. The record is from RefSeq and is a predicted model, not a curated record. Gene Ontology annotation, cellular component: membrane; oligosaccharyltransferase complex. The coding region runs from base 1 to 870 and encodes 289 amino acids. Lineage: Eukaryota; Fungi; Ascomycota; Eurotiomycetes; Eurotiales; Aspergillaceae. The transcript is spliced from 4 exons.